Molecule: messenger RNA, 1794 nt
Organism: Purpureocillium takamizusanense
Lineage: Eukaryota; Fungi; Ascomycota; Sordariomycetes; Hypocreales; Ophiocordycipitaceae
Exons: 2
Coding region: 152-1423 (423 amino acids)
Biological process (GO): anaphase-promoting complex-dependent catabolic process
Cellular component (GO): anaphase-promoting complex
Source: RefSeq, a predicted model, not a curated record
CGAGCGUUCAUCACAGAUUCCCCGUCCUCCAAACGAGCGGACCAAGACUUGCCGGCCACGACUCGCCCUGCCGCGCUCGCUGCCGCCUUCUCGAAGCUCCUUAACUGGCGCUCAGCACGACAAGCGUCGCGGUGCACCGUAACGCGCGGCCAUGUUCGCGACGCUGCCCGACUUCACGCCCCGAGACUCGCACUCUCUGUGGUACACGUCGUCGCGUGCACCGAUCCCUUCCGCCCACGGGCCCUACAGCGUCCACAAUCACGCCGACCAUCAUCACCAUCAACACCCCAACCACCAGCACAACCAUGCGAGCAACGGCCACCCGGCGGCUGGGGGCCAUCACGCGCGCGCUCGCGGCCACGUCAUUGAGCGCACCGCCCUGGCGCGUCUCGCGGCCGACGAGCAGUACAUGCACCGCCGGAGGCUCAACGUGCAGAACUUUGGCAGCGCCUGGCUGAAGCCGCCCGGCGUCCCCAAGACGCUGCACCAGAUGCGCGAGGAGAAGCGCGAGCAGGAGGAGCACCAGGAGGCCCUGCGCCGCGAGCAGCUGGCCCAGGAGCUCGCCGAGGCCGAGGCCGCGGGCAGCAUGCCCGAGGACAACAUGAUGGACGACGUGCAGCUCGACGGCGCGCAGGACCUAGACGAUGACAUCCCCGACGCUGACGACGACCACUUUGGCAUGGGCAGUGGCGAUGACGACGACGACGACGACAACGGGGAAGAAGACGACGACGAGGGAGAGGGAGAGGAAGACGACGACGACGACGAAGGCGUCGACGAGGAGGCAGUUGCCGCCGACGAAGAGGCCCUGCGCGAGGAGAGGCAAAACGAUCUCAUGGAGGCGCGCAUGCGCAUGGCCGACGACGCAUUCCGAGAGGCCCUCGUGCGCGGCGACACAGACGCCGACGAGCUCUACGUCGGGGACGAGAUGGACCCCGAGGAGGAGGAGGGAGAUCACGGCCACAUGCUCGACGAGGAUGACUUUGCGCACCACCACCACCACCACCAUCUGGCUGCUGGCUCCAACGACGGCGGCAUGGACGCGGAUCUGGACGACGACAUACCCGAGGCAGAGAGCGGGGGCUACGAGCACACCGACUCUGAGGCGGAGCUUAGCAGCAGCAGCGGCGGCGGCGGCGGUCGAGGGGGCCCCUAUGACGAUGACGAUGACGAGGACGAGGACGUGGGUGACCAGGACGAUGAUGAGGGCGACGACGACGAUAAUGACGAUGACGGCCAGGACAUUGGCUUCGCGCCCCGGGCGGCGCCCCUCGGGCCUCCGCAGUCGCCUACUCUGCGCACCGCAAGGGCGAGUCUGGCCGGCCCGCGCACGAGCAUGGACCUGAGCACCCUGCUUUCCCAGGACGAGAGCAGCUUCAUGGACAGCAGCCCCGCGGCGGGGCGGCGUGCCCGGCACGGGUGACGAAGCGUGCCGCAACCCCCUAUCGCCCACCACCACCCCAUCACUCUCUAGGCUCCCACAGAGAACCCUCUUCCUGUUGCCGCCCGCCGAGACAGGAGCCGCGACGCACGCGCGAGUAACAUGAUACCCCGCCGCGCAGCCUUUUGACCACGCCGCAUCGCCGCAUCGCCACCUCUCUGUACACGCCGCGAGGCGACCAAGGGCCCCGCCGCGGGUUCGUUCCUCGUCAGGUCUCACCAGACGAAUAGACUUGGCUGAAGGCGCCCAGCAUCACCCGCAUCCUGUAUUAAGUAUGUAUGGUUAUGAGAGAAAGAAACAUGGGGCCUAGAAAAAACCAUAGCCAGCCAAGGGAAAGAAGAAGAAACUGGGAG